GUGCUUGAAAACGGAGUUUCUGAAACCUUGAAGGCAUCGUGUAGAGAACCAGUACAGAAACCAGAAAAGCAGUUUCUUUAAAUCCGUUUGCGCCCACUCUGAGGUGGCUUACAAGAAGUCAGGCUGUGUAUGAGGGAAGCUAAAAAGGGGAAGUCUAAAUAGCCAGGAAAUUACCCGCAAUAAACUCAGUCAGUCGCUUCUUUGCUGCUUGUGGUCCAACGACUCCCCAAAAUCUGAGGCUGAAACUCAUGUCUGGAUGGACAUAACCAGUUUUGUACCGACUAUGAAGCUCUCUCCUGCUCUUCCAGUACUGUGGUACAGCUUUCUCCUGCUGCUGCGGGUCUCACAGAGUGAGCUCGCGGACUAUGAUCCAGACGUCGACACCUGUUCUGACGAGAAGGAUUUAGUCGAUGACGGAGAAGAAGAGUUGGAGGGGGCGUCUGUCGUCUGUACGAUGUCCCGAGCGAACAAACUCAACUGUUCCUGGUCGCUCCGCGCUCUGGAGACGGGCGCUCAGCUGUCCGUUUCUGUCAGGCUCUUUGAGAAUAAGCGCUUGGUCGAUUCUCGGAACCAAAGCUCAGCGAACGCCAUUGGCUUCAUAUCCUGGACAAUCGAUGGCGGCCAGAAUAAGUCUGUAGUCGUCGACUUUGACGUGAUCCAGCGUGGCGCCAGGACGCGUUACACCGCCGAGUUCGACGAGGAUAUAUUGAAUUUCCCGGAUCCUCCUGCAAACGUUGAUGCAUCGAUCCGGGACGGGAACCUUCACGUAAACUGGGAUGUGCCAAGCAAUAAUUUACUAUCACAUUGUUUUGAUUACCAGCUGGACUUCGGCGACCAGGAAAAACCGAGAAAAUUUUCAGCUAAGCGGCAAUACGUAGAGCCAAAUGCUGCCGCUCCCACCUACAGGGUGAGGAUGAGGACGAAGAUAUCGACCAACUGCUUUUGGUGCACCCAGUGGAGCGAGUGGAGCCCCACAGUCACGGUGGAGCAGCCAACGUACAGACUCGAUCCUCUCGUAAUCGCCUUGAUUUCGCUCGGAAUCCCCAUGAUCCUCCUGGCCGUGCUGUUGAUAUUGCGCCAUCAGAGGCUGGUCAAAGUUCUGUUUCCUCCGAUUCCUCGUCCCCCCGCCAAGUACAAACAUUUCCUGGAAAAGACCGAUCCGCUCAAUUUCUUCCAUCCUGUUCCAACAACUAAGGCCGAGGAAGAAAUCACUGAGGUGGAGGACGCAGAGCAGCCGCCUGCAACAACCCAUUAAAACAGUUCAGGGAGAAGGCGUGUAUUGACUGCCAGUCAUUCUGUAUCAUACUUACAUUGAUGAGCCAGCACACGUAUGUAGAGGGCACAUAAUGCUGCAGAUAUAUAACAGCUUAUGCAGAAACUGUAUUUAAAUACAUUCAUAAUCCUCUUCUGUGACGCUUGGGCUAAAAUCCCGUCAAUAAUUCAGAUUUUUAAUUGAAUCUGAAAAACGACAUGCAAGAUUGUGAAUUUUGCA
Gambusia affinis (western mosquitofish) is the source of this 1492-nucleotide messenger RNA. Its product is annotated as interleukin-5 receptor subunit alpha-like. Lineage: Eukaryota; Metazoa; Chordata; Actinopteri; Cyprinodontiformes; Poeciliidae. Gene Ontology annotation, cellular component: external side of plasma membrane. Gene Ontology annotation, molecular function: cytokine receptor activity; protein binding. The transcript is spliced from 10 exons. The coding region runs from base 257 to 1255 and encodes 332 amino acids. Gene Ontology annotation, biological process: cytokine-mediated signaling pathway. The record is from RefSeq and is a predicted model, not a curated record.